AUGGAACCCGUAGCGAUCGCCCGAAUAACAGAUCAGGGAAAAUUUCUUGUUGAUAAUGAUAAACUAGUUGAAAUAUUUGGCCCACUCAAGGAUAAAGAUCUGUCAAUUAUUUCUGUCGCUGGUUCAUACAGAACUGGAAAAUCGUUCAUGCUGAACUUUUUUAUUCGAUAUCUUUGUCAACGCGGGUGGGAAAAUACUCAUUGGCUAGGAUCUGACGAUAAAAAACUACAGGAUGGUUUUGAUUGGAAACGAGGCUCACAUGCUCAUACUCAGGGAAUCAAUGUUUGGCCAGAAAUAUUUGAAGUUCCUUCGGAAAAUGGAAAAAUGGUUUCAGUGAUGAUUGUAGACACUCAAGGUCUGUUUGAUAAUGAUAACACGCCAGAUACCAAUGCUAAGAUCUUGUCAAUCAGCACUUUACUUUGCUCGCAUCAGAUCCUGAAUAUUCAAAACCGGCUUGAUGAAAGAGAUCUGGAGCAUUUGCAGCUUUCUGUAGAAUACGCCUGUGCUGCUGUUGGCCUUUUUAGAGAAAGAGAUGGGAGAGGGAAACAAAGAACAACGUUUCAGAAAUUGACAUUUCUGAUACGAGACUGGGUUAACAAUGAUGAAUACCCAUAUGGGAAUGGAGGUGACGAGUACAUGGAUAAAAUAUUAAGAGUGAAAUCCAAAUCUAAAACCGUAAAUGAUGUGAAAGAGUCCGUGCAUCGUGCUUUUGACGAAGUCAAAGGCUUCCUCAUGCCGCAUCCAGGACAAAAAGUGUGCGCAGGAGACCAGUCAACACUUAGUAACGCAGACAUCGAACCUAUUUUCCGCGAGUACACAAUGCAACUGACUGAAGCUACAUUGCAUCCAAGAAAUCUGAUUAUGAAACAAAUGUUUGGAAAGCCGAUCUCAGCUAGUGCGUUGAUGAAUCUUCUUGCGACAGUCAGUAAUUCAUUUAGAGAUGGAAAACUUCCAGAAAUCGGAACAAUGCUCGAAAACACAGUUCGAGCAAAUAAUGAUGAAGCUGUUCAAAGAGCUGUACGCAGAUACAAAGAAGUGAUGACAGAGCUUGUUCAUCGGGAAAUUUACACGCCUGAUGUUCUUCGUGAAUUUCACGAUAACGCAGUUGGCGAAGCCACACUAACAUUUUAUGAAAUAUCAACUUUGGGAGAAGAGAAUGAUAAAGAUAAAGCGCAUCAACAUGCAAUUAAAGAAUGUGAAGAUUAUUACAGAAUUGUGGAGCAGGAAAAUGAAACAAGAAAGUCCAAAGUGAUAGAAGAAAUCAACAACUUAUCAUCCGCUAUGGAAACGCAAUACAUGGAGACAAUGAGGGAUUAUCAAAUGGAUAUACUGGGAAUCAAUCAAGUAGCGAGUGACGUUUUUUCCAAGUUUCAGCAAGCAUUUUCUCGGUGUGGAGACGAAUACUGCUUGGACAUUGAAAGUCUUCAAAAGACCGAGUACGAAAAAUGCUUGGAACAGUAUGAUGCACAAACAGCCAAAUAUGACGACUAUGCUACAGUGAAAAAUACUCGUGAAAAACUGUCUAGAAACAUGGAACAACAUUUUACUGAUCAUGUCAAACGUGUCAAUGAAAACAACAAGAUUACUUCAGAUGGUAUAUGA
Messenger RNA from Styela clava, 1602 nucleotides. The record is from RefSeq and is a predicted model, not a curated record. Lineage: Eukaryota; Metazoa; Chordata; Ascidiacea; Stolidobranchia; Styelidae.